CCCGAUGGCGGCGGCGGCGGCGAUAACCCGGUGACCGUACCCUUCCCUCACCUCCUCCUCUGCCGGCGACGCUUCUCCGACGAAGUGAAGGGUUCCUUCCUCGACAAAGACGAGGUCACCGAACGAGUCGUCUCCGUCGUUAAGAACUUCCGAGAGGUUGAUCGAUCCAAGGUCACACCAACUGCUCAUUUCCAGGAUGACCUUGGCCUUGACAGUUUGGAUGCUGUAGAAAUUGUCAUGGCUCUGGAGGAAGAAUUUGGGUUUGAGAUACCUGACAAUGAAGCAGACAAGAUCAACUCUGUCGACAUGGCAGUCGACUUCAUCGCCUCUCAUCCCCAGGCAAAAUGAGAGAAGUCAUAUGUUCUUUUACUUUUUUCGUUCUCUUU
This is a messenger RNA of Asparagus officinalis (garden asparagus), 386 nucleotides long. RefSeq names its product acyl carrier protein 2, mitochondrial-like. Gene Ontology annotation, biological process: fatty acid biosynthetic process. The annotation marks the transcript as partial. Gene Ontology annotation, cellular component: mitochondrion. The record is from RefSeq and is a predicted model, not a curated record. Lineage: Eukaryota; Viridiplantae; Streptophyta; Magnoliopsida; Asparagales; Asparagaceae. The transcript has 2 exons. Gene Ontology annotation, molecular function: acyl carrier activity; acyl binding.